This is a messenger RNA of Lingula anatina, 4375 nucleotides long. Its product is annotated as protein escargot. The record is from RefSeq and is a predicted model, not a curated record. Gene Ontology annotation, molecular function: RNA polymerase II cis-regulatory region sequence-specific DNA binding; DNA-binding transcription factor activity, RNA polymerase II-specific. Gene Ontology annotation, biological process: regulation of transcription by RNA polymerase II. NCBI's taxonomy places the organism in Eukaryota, Metazoa, Brachiopoda, Lingulata, Lingulida, Lingulidae.
CCUCCCCGCCUACCACUUGUUAGAUGAACGCGUUGUACAUACGCGGCAGUCCGCCGAUAGACACCAAGUAAUAUAAACUUAAUAUCAGAGAAAGAUACGCGUUAAGCAAAAGCAAAUCCUGGAGCGAAAGGUGAACUUGAAAGUGAUUUACUGUAGGAAGCUUUCAGAAGAAAACACUGACAAACAGGCUGUCUUGUCUUUUCAAGGUGGCAGUUGGUUGUUUUGAGAAUCCGCAGAUUACUUUGAAAGCAAAAAAGGCAACCAAGUCAUCAACCUUAAGCACUCGUGUUAUGGAAGUUGCUUAUCUGAGAGCGCACACCUGGAUAUUUCGUUUCUAAGAUACGUCCAGGAAUUUCACGGUUAUUAGAAUAUUCGGCAACUGAAGAGAGGAGAGGUAUUAGUGUUCCACAAACACUUUAUUAACUCAUCAAUAUACUUAUUCAUCCUAAACUCGCAAGGGCGCAAGUUUCUAGUCGUCUUCAGCUGUUUAUCACCAAGUAACCACAGACAGUUAAGGGAGAAGCGUAAAUCUGCCAAUUAGCGCAGCGCGUCUUCCUUACGGUGCAUCAUCGGGUUGCAGAAAGGUGUGUUGCAGAUACUUCUUUCUUCUACCGCAAGUUGUACCGACCAGGUGAUUUUUCGUAGACUUUAGCUAAAUGUUUUAAGUACUUUGCCGCCUUUGAAGCCAAGCUAAGGUUGUAUUCCACCCACCUGACGGGAUUUCGUACGUUUUCAUGUUCACUGCCGUCGCCUAGUGUACGGCAAACCCGACGUUACUUUGAAACGAAACGACACCCAGUUGGCUGAUUUAGAGCAAGAACGUGGUUGAGCGCUGAAUGGACGCAUUUUAUUCACAGUUACCGUGUAUCAAAGAGGGUGAAGACUGAGAAAGUGGUUCUUUUGCGCUGACUGGUUCCCCCUACCUUCCAAACCAGGUGGGCAUAUCAAUCUCAUACGUGAAGUAAACAUAGUUUGUGGUUUGAUUCACCUAAGAAGAUCGCCCAGAUCCGUUACAGCUGCGUUAAGGCAUGAUUCAGGUUUGAACUAUAAGGGUUCCAGCCGCAUCACUGACAUCAUUUCAGCGCACACCUGUGAUAAUCACUGUCUGUCAGAUUACUCCGCCUGCCGAAGAAGAUUCGCAGAAAUCGUUUGUCUCUCGGAAAGCACCGACUGUUGCUGACUCCCAGAAUUCGCCUAAAUCGACUGGUUAUUGUUCUUACACACAUAUCUACUCAUCAUGCCUAGGGCUUUCAUGAUAACGAACAAAAGAUACAACAACGAAGAGGAUGGAUGCUAUCUCUCGGAGAAGGCCCAUGGUUUCUCAGAACCCAUUGAACUUGAAAAACCGACUGAGAAACUUGAGGGCGCCCUGAGGUUGGCAAAUGAGUGCUUUGAUCAGUGUGGUACCCUUCACAGCCUGGCACUGGUGGCCGCAGAAAGCGAAUACCUGGCAGCUGCCACCUCAAAACGCACCACCUUUGGACAGUUGGUCCACAACGAGCCCCAAGCUGCCCAUUCUCCUCCUCAGUCAAUGCUUUUUGAUCAAGACAGUUGCUCUUAUUUUCAAAGCCUAAACGGCCGCCAAGACAGCGAAUAUGCGAGAGUUCGCGAAACUCUGAUUGACGAUUUUAGCCAACGACACGCCAACGUCCAAGACCUCUACGUUGAAUCGUCCUCUCCAAACGGGAAGAACCGUGGAUCGUACCCAUUAGAUUUUAAUCUAAAUGUUCUAGUUGACAAAGCUUUAGAGGAAAUAAAUGUCGCAGAGAAUUACAUCUGCCCCGACUGCGGUAAGCGCUAUAGCACGUCUAGCAACCUUGCCCGUCAUCGUCAAACACAUCGCAGUGUAAACGACAAGAAGGCGCGCAAGUGUCCGCAUUGUGAGAAAGUCUAUGUUUCAAUGCCAGCAUAUAGUAUGCACGUGCGCACACACAACCAAGGGUGCGUCUGUUCCUUCUGUGGCAAACGUUUCAGCCGACCGUGGCUUCUGCAAGGACACAUUCGCACGCACACCGGCGAGAAACCGUUCAAGUGUAACAUUUGCGAUAAAGCUUUUGCCGACAAGUCGAACCUGCGGGCUCAUACUCAGACUCAUUCGAAUGAGAAGCCUUUCACUUGUGAACGGUGCGGAAAGGCAUUCGCCCUGAAGAGCUACCUAUACAAGCACGAGGAGUCCUCCUGUAUGCGAGGACAAAGGCGGAUGAGAUAGGAAGUUUUUUUAGGGCAGUAUCAUCCAGAAUCUAUUGUAUGCUUGAAAGAUAGUUUUGUCUACAAGUAAUACGGAGAAAUACUUCCGUGGCAAGCCGUCCAGUGUUUUUUGUGGAUAGUCUAAUUUUUUACAUUUUGUAUAUUGUCACAAAGGUGAACAAAUCUUGACCUGUUGGUAAUGAUAUCGGUCAUUUCUUAUUGUAUAUUUUUUGUUUUACAAGUUAGACGUUCGUCCAAUUAUAAAGAGUUGUGCAACAACCAAAAAUUAGAUUUAAAGCGCGUUUACAUCCAUAUUAGUGACGUAUUUCCGCUGCAAAGCAAGGACCAAUUAAUUCAAAGAGUUCUAUUUUGUUUAAAGAACAUUUCUUUAUGUUAGAUUUUAUUUUCAUUUGCUUUAUAGCAAGCACGGGAAUAAGUCUGUGUACAUAUUAUGUGUGACAACAUGAAAUCUAGAGAAAGUAAUUUUACUAUAACACUGGACCAAUUGAGUGUAAACAACAUAUAUAUCUGUCCUUUCGCCAGACUCUCUGUGUCUGCUUUGAAAUAUAGAAAAUGAAAACAUGUUUGUAAAACGCUUUUAUACAUAUUAGUGCAUUGGCCAUCCCUGGCCUGUAAUUUAUUACAUUUAUUUCUUUUACGGUUGUUAUAAUUAAUUUAACUGGAUAUAAAUAUGCCGGACGAAGUGCAAUGAAGUUUUUAGAACUCCUAAAGUGUGUGCGAGUGUGUGUUGCCUGUAAUAUAAAUAAUUGGUUUUCUUUGAUUGUGUUUACGUGUGUGUGUGUGUGUGUGUGUGUGUGUGUGUAGUGUGAGAGAGAGAGAGAGAGAGAGAGAGAGAGAGAGAGAGAUCUCAGCUAAUUUCAGCCAUUUCAGCGAUGUUAAAAAAGAAAAUCUAGCAAGGUUACGCUAAAUCUGUAUUAUUUAAGGGAGCAGGUGGUCUGUGAGGGUGAAAAAUUAGCAACACGUGCACUUGAUUGUUUUUUCUACAUCAACACACUUUUGAAAACACAAAUCUAUCUCGGGACUCUAGGAAAAGGCCUUGUCUAUAAAUUUGAAGUCCAAGAGCUAAGAAACUUUGCUGAAGCCCGUUCCUGGGAAAUGUCAGAGGAAUAUAAAUUCACAGUCUAUGAAAUGGUAUUCUCUGUGACAAUGAACAUCUCCACUGUAGUGGCCUUAUGUUGCAAGUGCAUUCCGAAGGCGGUUUUGUUGUGGCUGGUAUUUAUGCGACAUCUAGAACACUUACAUGGGACUUCAAAAAAAAAAUUGGCCCUUUUGUGUUGUGGAUAUAUUUGCAUUUAUCCCAGACACAGGCUGCAACGUUGUUCAGCUUUUUGAUUGGACGAUAUCGCGCCUUAAAGUGUUCUCGGUGUCAAGUCUCGUGCCAGCCGCACGCGAGCGCCAUACCAUAUAAGGGAUUCAGAAACUUUAAUAGGGUUUCAAAUUUCCAUAUCGUGAAUGGAACACGAUGAAAAGUUGGAGUGCACGCGGCCCCUUUCCUGAAGUCGGUUGUCAGUGUCGCACGUGUGCCUGAAUGGUAACCUGAUUUAUAUAUCAUAGAUAACUUUCAUUUUAUGUACAUAAGCGUUUCCUUUUUGGUUUGGUGCAAUUUGUGUAUAUUAUUCAGUGUAAAUGAUUUUUUUCUUAAGAGAUUAAGUUUACUGCGUUUUUUAUGCGUAAAUCAAGCACUUUGUAAUGUAUAUUUGACGUAGUAAUGAAAAUGAACUGUAGAUUGUAUGGAGAUGAGUCUGAUCUCCACCUGUCAUUUUAACAUAUCAAAUUUGUGUUUGUAAAUCGUGGUUUUUGUAUCAAACCCUGCAGUUGUACAGCAGCAGUCCUAGAACUAGAGGUUACAUAACUUAUACAGUGCAUUUGCUUCUGUGAACCUUUUUCCGCCAGACUGGUGCAAUGUUCCUGCUUACUGUUUCGGUUUUAUGAAUUACCACUCAAACUGAGUCUCAAUACUAAAUAUACCAAGUCUUCUCUUAACUUAUUGGUUUAAUUCGUACAUUUAACCAUAAGACAAGUUAACUGUUGGCGUACCAGCUUAAGCAAUUUUAAUGAGUCUGCUAAUGGCAAUAUCUUUAAUGCGUCUGAAACAGACGGUGGAGUGUGCGGUACGCUUUAACACGUAUGUAUAUGUGAAAAUUGAAUUACAGCAGUUUUAAAUAAA